CUUUGCUGGCUGAUUUACACUGCAUUCUUUUUUUUUUAUCUUGUGCUACCUGUCAACGUUCAGUUCAAGAUGCAGUUUCUCUUUCCUGCCACUGCCAGCGUACUGUUCGUCGGCAUCGCGUCGGCGUCGCUGUACAACCAAAGCAGCGCAAACCACACUUGUCUCUUUACUCCACCGUUUACUUCAUGCUCGGCGAAUGCCAAUCCUUUAAAGGUCGACUCGUGCUGCGUCGAGACGUACGGAGGGCUUCUUCUCACGACCCAACUCUGGAAUACGUACACCGGGCUCGAAGACGAGGGCCAAUUGCUGCCAAAAGACAGUUGGGGGCUUCACGGUCUCUGGCCUGACUUCUGCAACGGGUCUUACACUCAAUACUGCGAUCUCAGCCGCCAGUAUGACCCGGAGCCAUCGCCCAACACCACCAACAGCAAGCCCGACGGCAAUCCCGUGCCCCCAUACACAGGCCCAACCAUCGACACUUUCAUCAAAGCCUUCGGCAAGCAUGACCUCCUCGCCUGGAUGACCAAGUACUGGAUCGCGCAAAACCAGCCCAACACCGCCUUCUGGGCGCACGAGUUCUCCAAGCACGCGACCUGUUACUCGACCUUCGACGUCCCAUGCUACGGGCCGCAGUACGUGGCGCACGAAGAAGUGGUCGACUUCCUCGAGACCGCCAUCCGCUGGUACCAGAAGGCGCCGACGUGGGCCUGGCUCGUGGACGCGGCCAUCACGCCUUCGAACCACACGACCUACUCUCUCGCCGACGUGCAGACGGCGCUGACGGCCCGCUGGGGCGCCGUUCCGUACUUGGCUUGCUCGGGCCCGCGCUUUAAUGAGACGGCGCUCGGGAACGGCACCCUGGACGCGGGCUUCACCGCCCUGAGCGAGGUUUGGUAUUAUAGCCAUGUGCGUGGCAGGCCGCAGGAUGGGGACGCGGUGCCGGUGAAUGCGACGGGGAGUAACACGAAUUGCGCGAAGGCGCCGGGUGCUAUUCAUUACUAUGAGAGGACGCCGGGCUCGGUGCGCGUGUAGAUGUGUUGGGGGACUGGAGCUGGUGAGACAUUAUCUGUGGGCGGCACUUGAACCUGUCGAAUCCAUUGAAGUCGAUUUAGAUGUCAUAUAAAUGUGAGAGUCGUA
Molecule: messenger RNA, 1137 nt
Organism: Aplosporella prunicola CBS 121167
Lineage: Eukaryota; Fungi; Ascomycota; Dothideomycetes; Botryosphaeriales; Aplosporellaceae
Exons: 3
Coding region: 70-1032 (320 amino acids)
Biological process (GO): RNA catabolic process
Cellular component (GO): extracellular region
Molecular function (GO): RNA binding; ribonuclease T2 activity
Source: RefSeq, a predicted model, not a curated record